GUCUUCUACACUUGCUGAGACUUUGUCUCUAUGUCAGGGGAACCCCCUCUUCUGAUCGAUCAGCUUGGGAUCUGGCAUGUGAUCGCGCUCGCGUGACCUGUCAGCUGUCACGUACCGCGGCCCGGGCUGCCGUGCCGAGCGCUUCUCUCUGAUGGGCACAUGGUCAGGUGUCCCAUUGUUCCCACUGUCUCAGUUUCCUAUUGUUCUCCAAACAGCCAUUGUACUUAUUGUUCCCAUUGUUCUUUGUUUGUCGCUGCGCGCUCUAUUGUUCUUGUAUCAUAUAAAUAGUGGCGCCUGGCAAGGAGAAUCCCCAACACGGUUUCUCUUUGGAUUCUCCCUUGCCAGGUAUGCCGGUCUUGUACCUAGCUACCACUAUUAUUCACUUUGGAUUCUCCCUUGCCAGGACUCUGACAUUGGGCCUCGAGGUUGCCCUUACAGCAGAAACCGUGUUCCUAGGGAUAACCAGACAAGACUGCGAGGUUUGACG
This is a messenger RNA of Mycena citricolor, 487 nucleotides long. Lineage: Eukaryota; Fungi; Basidiomycota; Agaricomycetes; Agaricales; Mycenaceae. The record is from the annotation of a GenBank genome assembly.